AUGGCGGAUGUCAUGGACAUGCCUGUAGAGGCCAUGGAUCGCCGCCGCGACCGGCAGCCGGACAAGAGGGAGAGGACGCAGCCGGAGGAGUCGCCGCCGCCUCCGCCAGCCAGGAGGAGGGAGAAGGAUUUUACAAGAGACAGGAGGGAAGACAGGGACGUCGACCGCCCGGCGAACCGGAGGGAUGACUACCACGAUUCAAGGAACAGGUCCCCUGGUCUCCCUUUGCCUCCCCCUCCUCCGCCGGGGCCACCUGUGGCGGCUGCGGGGUCGUCGAGGGGGGACAGGGAGUACCGCAGGAGGAGCAGCCCCAGUCCUCCGGCGUACCGCGACCGCCGUCACUCUCCACCUCGGAGGUCCCCUCCGCCGGGGCAGUUUAAGCGGUCUCGGAGGGACGAUGGUGGGUACGACAAGCGCCGCGGUAGUCCUCGGGGUGGAUUUGAUGAAAGGAGGUGAGCUCUCUGACGAUGAUGAAUGGUUAGUUUAUCUAUUAACUGCAGAAAUCAGGUCUUCGCCUAGCCAUUUUCGUAUUUUUACCUGUAAUCAUUACAAAUAGAGCGCAAUAGCCGCUGAGCAAAAACUUGAAGGAUGUAGUGGUCACGAGUAGGCUCAAAAUAGCCAUACGAGAUGCGCCUGUUCCAUGGCAGGGUAAUCAGAUUAUCACUGAAAAGUCCUGAAAGCUACCCUCGAGUCGUCUGCUUGUUCACACGCAUUCUUGACACUCGAGGGGCGGAAUCUGAGUUUUUGCUUCUUAGUGCGAGCUUGUCGUGUCCACUGCAUUAUAGUCGGUAUGUAUGCCACAAAGGAAUGGUGACAUGUGCUUCAUGGCUCAUUGCGUCAGAGGAUGGGCGGCUCUGUGGGUGCGCAAUAAAGCUAGAAACACUGGGCUUAUCAAAUCUGUAUUAUUGCUGGGAGUUAUCUACAUAUUUCACAUUUGGCUUAAUUUUUUCACGGACUUGGAUGGGCUUUGUGAAUUACAUUUGGCUUAAUUUUUUCACUGACUAUUGUGAACUUUACGUGAGGCCUGUGCCUUUAAGAUUUUUUAUCAGGACUACUGCCUAUCUCUCUGGCUAUAAUAAGUUACGAACUGUUGUUUCUCAGGCACCUUUGGCUAUUUCUUUCUCGUGAAGAUGGUAGUCUGGAAAUGAACAGAAUGUCUCCAGCUGACCUUAAUAUUCACGCUUGUUUUAAUUAAUAGACUUGGUGGCGAAGAAAAGACAUGAUUGAUUACAGUAUUUAUAUCUGGCUGUCCUUUUCGUUUCUUCCGUCCAUUCUUUUGAUUUUACCUCCGAAAUGAUAUUUUUUUUCUUUCAGGCUUAGUUAUGAUUAUGUCGGUGGUUAUGACAGAGGUGGACCUGGAGGUAGGCCUGGUUAUGCUGAUGAAAGGAUGCAUGCCCGUUAUCGGACAUCAGGUGAUUACCCAUUUUAUCAUUGACUUCCUGUUAAAUUUCACCUUGGUUUUAGUUAUUAGGGUAUCUCUUCCUUCAGAUGUCGACAUUGAUGAUGUUAUUUGACGUUGAUGACUUUGUCAUUCUGUUGUAUGUAUUUAUAUUCUUGUUUAAAUGGCUUUAAUUUUUUGGUUUUACAGUUAUAUGUCUGCUUCACAUGUUUAAAAUGAGGGAACCAUAUUGAGCGAUGUUUACAAUUCCUUUUUUUUUUUUUUGGAGUUUUUUCAGUGGUACUCAUCUUUACUGUCAACAACAGAGAAUUUGGUGUUCCAAUUUUCGGAAAUGCCAUUGUAAGCUUGCCUUUAAAAAGAAAGAAAAACAUUACUGAAAAUCCAUUUUUUAAUGUUUUUUAAAUAGUCUGAAUGGAACUUUAAAUGCGCCAUGUUGACUCAUCUGUAUCCCCGAUGUGCACGCCAACCACGUUGAUACUUGUUGGGUUCUAAUUUUCAAGUAUUGAACAAAUGUAUGGAAUUCUAACUUUCGCAAAGUUGCCAACCUGUUGGGGUCUACAUAAUGCUUUGUCCAAUAAAGAUCUGCCAUGUUGCCAACCUGUUGUUAACAAGAACUUUGAAAAAUCAAGAUUGCCUGUGUUACACAGAAAAUCCUCUCUUUGGAUAAUGGUUGGCCUAAUACUUGCAGAUGUCGUGGGCCAGAAUUGCUUGGGUUGAUAGACUUAUUAUUUUAGUUCGAGUGCUCAUUUUUGGCUAAAAUGUGAGCUGUGACAUAAGUUGUGUGGAGAUUAUCCGAGCGCACUGUAAUAUUGUGACGAGUCACUGUCGCGUCCACAUAAAGACAGUUUAACUUUUACCUUUCCAGUUGACAUAUUGCGCUCACUUGUCGAUAUUGAUGAUUAUUGAAUAUAUUCUUUUAUCUGAGGCGGAGCUUUUCAUUCAAAUUUUCUGCAGAGUGGUCUGAAUCUGGACGAGCUAGCCUUAGGGACGGUGGUCAAAGGUUAGCUACUUAGCAUUUGGUGCACCUUGCUGUUUCUGUGUAUUGUAUUUGUUCAGUUUCUGUUUUUUUUAACCUUCUGUUUCUGUUGAUUUCAAUUUCUCUGAAUGCUUGGGAUACCUUGAUAAAUAAUUCAGCUUUACCUUUUUGUCCUAUGUUUAACACCUUGAACCAACGUAGUUAAUUUGUAUUGGUAUGUAACGAACACCUCUUGUUUAGGUUGCUAUUAUGUGAGAAAACAUAGAUUGCCAUUGUGACUCUAAUUUCAAUAGAUUGUUAACGGUAAUAUAAUCGUAACUUGAUUGCUCAUGCUUCAGAAGUGCACGCUCACAAGUAUUCUAAAUCGUAAAUUAUUGUACUGUGUGAUCUGAAAUGACCACAAAACAAUGUCUUGGUAUGUGAGGAAAAUGAUCAGUGUCGUGCAUAAAUCACUCUGGUUCAAUGGCCUGUUGUAUUUUCAUGUUUGAACUGCAAACCAAGAAACCAGUAGUUCUAUUAAAUUUAAGAGUUUUUACGUGGGCUAGAUUUCAAUUAGUGUAGGAUUCCAAAAACCCAAAUUUUCUAUAUGGCAGCUUUAACGUAAGUUUUUGUACUAAAUUUUAUUUAUUUAUUUUGAAAAAAAAACUUAUCUUUUUGUCUUUUUGGUGGAUCCGUGAUAAGUUGUUUUAUAUUUAACCCAUAGAUGAACUUUUGUGGGUUUGUUUCAACUCUAAAUCUUUGAGGCAUACAUCUUGUGACUUAACAAGAUUUAAGAUCAAGGCAACAUUGGAUGGAAAUGAAGGAGGGUGGGUACGUUUCGUUCCUUUAUUUAGAUCUGAACGUUGCUAGCUAGCUUAUCUACAAGUAUAUUUUUUCUUGUUCUUCAGCGGUUUUUUUAGUCUAUUGGCUAUAUUGUUAUGACAAGUCCUAGAAUGGAACUGUAGGGAUUUCAUGCCUUUCUUCCCACAAGUUUGCACUAAUUGUAAACUUGGUUUGAGAAAAGAUAAAAUAACCUGGCCAGUCUCUUUUCGCUCUGUUUCUCUGCUCCCAAAAAGAGGCUCUCAAUAUUUUGGGCUGAAAGUUUCCCAGAAGUUCUUAGUCUUCACAUGGUCAUCUGAACAGGAACAGGACUUGGCUGUUGGAUUGAUCAGAUAUGAUCCAAUGAAGAUUGCACUAAUUUGGUGAUUUUUUAUCUGAAGGAUAUGGCUAUAACUUUGUAAAUGCCGAUUUUUAGUCUUUUCAGUCCUGGGCUGAAUUAGCUUGAUUUGUAAUGCCGAUUUUUAUUCAUAGGGAAUAGUAAUUUCUCCUGUAAUUUGGUUAAACAAGUCAAUAGUUUACCAUGCUUAGGUUAACCACACUUUAGGUUGACCGCGGUUUGCUCUUGGCUUUUAGGAAAAGAGUUAUAAGUCAUUAAUAUUGGCAAGGUUGAUGUAGUUAAGCCUGUCUGUCAUGCCAAAGAUGACACCAUUUCCCAUCUUGUUUUCUUAUUUUUUUCGAGAAUAAGAUCCCUCAACUCGUGCUUUAAGUCAUUUUUUCAUCUUCCCCCUUGUUUCUCUUGCUAUUUAUUCCGCGGGAUUUGGGACCGUUGUUCUCAGAUGUCAAGUUUUCUGUUGUUGGCAUCUUUCCCAAGACAGGUUUGUUUUAUUCAAGCAGCCCAAUUGGGACGUCGGGGCAUUUCCUUAAUUCAAUGUUUGUGUUGCCGUUCAAUGGACACAUUCCAUGUUUACGCUUUUACUGACAAUGCACGUUGACAGAUGCCUUUGUUUUACCCGAGCAAUGGAACGGACAUCCAUUUUGCAUCCAGUUGAGGCAAACUUGCAAUGCGGGUUUUUCAAACUGAAAACAGUAGAUAUUUUUUUCUUGAAUUUUUGAAUCAUCUAAAUUUCUGGUACCUUGAAAACUAUCUAAGUACGAAUGAACUAUAAGAGACAAAUCAUAAUCAUAAUAGAAAAUAUUCACUUAAAUAUUCUAUAAAUAUUAACAUAUUAACUUUUAAAACUUAAAAGUUGAAUGGGCGAGAGGAACACAGACCAUUGCCCUUCUGCCAUGAUUGCCUUGUUGACCUUGAAAACCUUCACCAAAAGGUCAGACAGACAUGGACGUGGUUAUGUCCUUUUUCAUGUCGUGCUUAGUGGUUUGUACUUCUUUGUCCUGUGUCCGCAAGAAACCAUGAAUUUGUUGCGACGAGUUCUCUUGUGUUGCCUACAGAAUUUGAUCCUAAGUAACCUAGAAACCAUACCGCCUUCAACGCUUAAAAACUUUUCCCCAAACAACUUAGGGUUCAUCUCUGUUCGUGCCUGGUGUAGAGACUCUAAUCAUGUACCUAAUCCAAGUUAUCAGUGGAUGGUACUUAUGAUGAGGUGUAUGAAAGUUCUCUCGAUCGAGACUGUUAUUUCUCUUUCGGGUUAAAGUCUGAAGUCCCAUCUCAAAACAAUUUGAACUAACUUACUCAUGCGUUCUUAUGGACUUAUUUACAUUGUACUCUUGCCUUUGAACCAAUUUGAACUUUUUGGAUUAAAUUUUUAAUGUACAGUUCCGAUGCAACAUUUUCCUUUUUGAAAAUCUAUAAUCCUUAUUGUCUCAUUAGGUCUUACUAAGUUUUGCAUCUUCAUUGAAUAUUCGCCUGUCCUAAUGUUACUAUGCUCCCCAGUUUUUUAUGCCUUAAUUAUAUUGGGAAAUUCAUAGGAACGUGUGUACUCUAACUACACAUGAUCCUCUCAGAAUUGUCUGGUUUGCAAAUUUUGUCUUUUAACUCUGUGUGACACAUCUACUUUUUGUGAGGUGCUUCCCUGUUUCAUUAUCUUAACAUUUGAGUUACAUGUUGAACUAGUUUAAUGCCGUAUCAUUGUGAAUAACUUCAAUCUAUUUCAGGGAAGGUUUGAUGUCAUAUAAGCAAUUUAUUCAGGAGCUUGAAGAUGAUAUAUUGCCCGCAGAAGCAGAGCGCAGGUUCUAGUUGCUCUAUUUUCCCUUCACAUAUAUUAAUUUGUGAAUUCAUUAGUAUUCUUAAUGGAUUAUGCUGCUCGAGUGUGAAGAAAAAGAAAUAGAGAGAAUAGAGAUGGGAAACAAGUAGUGAGGUGCAUUAUGCCACACCUUUCUCCCUAUAUCGCCGAAGGUAAAAGGGUAAACUACUAGUUACUGGUUUUUUCUAUUGAGGAGUACGAUUUGAUUUUUAAUAAAAUGGAGCUGAGUUAGUGAACCUGGUUUUGCAUUCUCAGUUCAGUGUGCAUGGGGAUCUUUUCGAUCUGUGGGUAGUGGGUCGGGGUGGGGGUGUAGAAUUGGUUCAGACAAAUAGUUUGCGUUUGGAAAUAUAUUCUGAUCCUUUUUUGCAUUUUUUACAUUAUUUUCUUUCUUUAUGAACCGAUGGUCUACACUUGUAUGCUGCUUUGCAAUGCCAUUGUAGGCUGAUAUUAUUUACCUUUAAAUUUGUUGUCUUUAAUCUGCAAGAUAUGAGGAAUACAGAUCAGAAUAUAUUGCAACCCAGAAACGUGCUUUUUUUGAAGCUCACAAGGAUGAAGACUGGUGAUUCUCGUUUUCUUUUUCAUUUCAGCCUGUCUUCCCAUAUAUAUCUUGACUGACUUUUUCAUGCAUUUUUGUUAUAGGUUGAAGGAUAAGUAUCAUCCUACAAACUUAGUCACUGUUAUAGAGAGGUGAGCUGUAAAUCUGCAUUUUAAUAGAAAGCUGUGCUGUUAGUCUGCAUGUUUUUGCCUUGCAAAACUUAGUCAACUAAUAGAGUGGUGGGAUGGGGAUAAUUCAAAGUCUCUGAUGAAAACUGAUACCCAGAGCAAUAAAACUUGUCACAUUGUGAUUUUGUAUAUACUCUACCGGGGAUCCAAGAAAAAUGUUUUGCGAGUUAUUUAGGUAAACUUCUAGAGGAAUAUUCUGACCAACCUGAUAAAUUAAUUUCAAGAAUUUUUAUUUGGUACUGCAAUAACUAUACCUGACCCUUCCCGGUAUUUUUGUGGCUUUAUUUAAAUAAUGCAUCGUUAGAAAUAAUUUUUCUUUCUUUGUAGUCUGUAGUACUUCUUCAUCCUGUAAGGUUGGUUUUUUACUUGUGUUCCUGGUUUUCAUUUCCUAUUGCUUUCUUUCUUCCACAGGAGAAACGAAAAUGCAAGGACAGUUGCGAAAGAGCUGCUGCUCGAUUUGCAUAGUGGGACAUUGGACAUGUGAGAUACUUGUCCUUUGGUUCUUGUAAAAGAUUGAUGCUUAAUUCUUGGGUUGAUCUUAUUACGUUUUUGUGCAGUGGUCCGGGGCUGACAGCGUCCUCAUUGAAUAAAUCCGGACAUGGUAGUGACCCAAACUCUGAGGAUGAAGUUGAUGCUGGUGGGAAAAGAAGAAGGCAUGGCCGAGGGCCUGCAAAAGAAAGUGAUCUCGUCUCUUCAGCUCCAAAGGCACACCCAGUGAGUUCUGAACCACGGCGAAUCCAGUCUGACGUGGAAUUGGCUCAGUCUCUGAUACGUAAACUUGAUGCCGAAAAGGGCAUUGAAGAAAAUGUUCUGUCUACCAGCAAUAGUGACAAUCUGGAGGGUGAGAGGUCACGCGCUGGAUCAACGGGACCAAUUAUAAUAAUACGCGGUUUGACGGCCUUCAAGGGCCUGGAAGGUGUUGAGCUACUGGAUACUCUGAUCACCUAUCUAUGGCGUGUUCAUGGUGUGGACUACUAUGGCAUGACUGAGACUAACGAAGCUAAAGGUCUACGCCAUGUCAGAGUUGAUGUUAAGAAUUAUGAUGCUACAAAUCCGGCUGCGGCCGAAUGGGAGAAGAAGCUUGAGACUUUCUGGCGGGGAAGAUUGUCUGGGAAUGACCCUUUGGAAACGAGGACCGCCAAGGAGAAGAUUGAUGCCGCUGGUGCUGAGGCUUUAGAUCCUUUUGUUAGGAAGAUAAGGGAUGAAAAAUACGGCUGGAAAUAUGGCUGUGGAGCCAAGGGCUGCACAAAGCUUUUUCAUGGUGCUGAGUUUGUCCAUAAGCAUCUAAAGCUUAAGCACCCUGAGCUCGUCCUGGAGCUGACAUCUAAAGUUCGUGAAGAUCUAUACUUUCAAAACUACAUGAGGUAAGUAGUAGUUUCACAGAACGCUUGUUGUUCAUUCUAAUCAGUACCUUUACAUAACUGCAAGUUUCUGUCUUGAAUGUAGCGACCCAAAUGCUCCCGGCGGGACUCCCAUCAUGCAGCAACCUGCACCAGUAAGUUGUUGCUGUGACUAAAACUUUUAAUUGGCGAGCAUUCUUUUUAAUUUUUAGCGAUUUAUGUUUGUUUGAUUUAAAAGACUCCAUGGCCAAUAUCAACAUGGACGGUUUUAACCUUCAGCUCAAUCCCAUGUGUAGGAUGUAUUUGAAAAAAGGUUUACCCUCGGUGAGAGUCAACCAUGGAUUUGUAAAGUCGAAACUUAGCUAGGGAUGCAGAUCCAACCCAUUAGAAUCAAUAGUUUUCAGGUUCUUUGCGCUUAUUGUUCCAGAUGGAGAAAAAGGAAAGGUCAGGGGAGGGAGGAACGGGAGAAAAGUGGAUGGAACAAAAAACUGAGGCAUUGAACGAUCAUUUUCAGGCACUGCUGCGACUACAGUCUCUCUCUCCUUCCUUUUCUCCUUUUGUUAUCCCCUUUCUUCUUCUUCCUCCAGACUCUCUGGCUCUGAGAUCUGUGGCCACCUCCACACUGCUGCCUCUGAGAUCUGAGCCCACUAACUGGAAGUAACGGGAUGGGGCAGCAGGCAGAGAAGAGGUGAAAAAAGGGAAAAAGGGGGGAAGGGAGGGGCUGCUGUUGGAGCCUUUUUUUUUUUUUUGGAAAAAUAUUAUUUAUAUUAUCCUGUUUGAUGAAAGCUAUUUUUUAAAUAUAGGUUUUGUAUUUAAAAAAACAUUGUUAUAUUCACUCUCUUUUUCAAUCAAAUCCAUCAUUUUCCUUGUGAUCAUAUGGUUCAUGAUCAGUCCCGGCCUGUAGUAGCUUGUUCACAUCGAAUCCUAGUAUCUGAUCCGAAUGUGAUGAUGUUGUGUCGUCCUCUUUAGAUCAGAAGAAAGUUUCUUGAUAUGAAUAUGUGGUGCCCACAGAGACCUGAAAUCAAUAGAGUACCUGGUCCAUCUUUGUGGUAUGCAAGCUUUGAGAUCUCAGUGUAUAUAUAUUACAUUACAUCGCAGUUCUGUGUUCAUGAGCCUGCUUCGUGAGGCAGUCCAGAUCUGCUGAUGGUUUAAGAAAGAUUCAUUCUUCAUCCCCGAUUCAGGUUCUUUCUGUGGCCGGAGAGCAUGGUAUUGAUGUGGGUCUUGUUGAUUUUCUUUCAGAGGGACCGAGGACAGCGAACAAGGCCGGAGCGCGGCCCCCGGAGAGACCACGACAGAGUUGAACGGGGCGCCGACGAGGACAGAUUCGAGAGGGGUGAGAACUCGCCGCCAGCUGAUUUCCAGGCCAGGAACGGCGGCGCGCCCGAGGGAAUGAACCCCGACGAGCCUCUGUUCGAUGCAUUCGGCGCUCAGGGCCUGCACGGGGGCCCCUUCCCUUCCGACAUCCCUCCGCCGCCGGUCCUGAUGCCCGUGCCCGGCGCCGGGUAAGCCAGCCGCCAAUCCUCAACCCUGCGGUGUGUUAUUACUCUCUCUGCGCGAUCAUCAUUUGCCCACUCUCCUGCAUCAUCUCCCUGCAGCCCGUUGGGCCCGUUCGUGCCGGCCCCGCCGGAGGUGGCGAUGAGGAUGCUGAGGGAGCAAGGCGGCGCGCCGCCGCCGCCAUUCGACGGCAACGGCGGCCCCCGGGGGAGGAAGCGCCCGGGUCCACCGAUGCCCGGCCCGGCCCAGAUCCUCGGCAUGCCGCCGCCACCCUUUCGGCAGGACCCUCGGCGCCUCAGGAGGUAUAUAACCAUCCGACCUUAACCUUUUCUUUUCCCUCCGGCCGUUGUGAAUUGAAGUCCUCUCUGUUCUCGCUUGCGCUCGCCGCCAGCUACCAAGAUCUCGACGCUCCCGAGGACGAGGUCACCGUCAUCGACUACCGGAGCCUGUAA
Messenger RNA from Spirodela intermedia, 9344 nucleotides. The record is from the annotation of a GenBank genome assembly. NCBI's taxonomy places the organism in Eukaryota, Viridiplantae, Streptophyta, Magnoliopsida, Alismatales, Araceae.